This is a messenger RNA of Anthostomella pinea, 3228 nucleotides long. The record is from the annotation of a GenBank genome assembly. NCBI's taxonomy places the organism in Eukaryota, Fungi, Ascomycota, Sordariomycetes, Xylariales, Xylariaceae.
AUGGCUACUGAUCACGCGCAGACUGCGCGUUGGCAAGACGACUUGCUGCCACACAUUAUCGACCGGCUGGCCAGGGAGCGACCCGACGGGAUUUACGGACUCUGGCCCGUUGCACCCGACUCUUACGCAGCCGGCUUCCGCACCGUCACUUAUGCCCAGCUAGCCAAUGCCGUUAACGGCCUGGCCUGGUGGCUCGUUCAACAUCUCGGGCCCAGCCAGCAGAGCAGGGUACUGGCCUAUGUGGGCCCCAACGACGUGCGACUCGUUGCAUUGGGGCUGGCCGCAAUCAAGGCCGGCUAUACGGUAGGGGCCGUUGUCCCGCGGCAUGGAAGCCUGACUCUCUUCCUCACGUCCCCGCGCAAUAGCCCAGCUGCACACCGAGCGCUGUUUGAGUCACUCGAGUGUCGGACUCUAGUGACGACCGAUCCAACUCCGCCAUCGGCGCUCCCGAUACUCGAAGCUGUCAACCCAACGCAGCUGACAGCCCCAAGCGUCGACGAUGUACUUGGCAUAUCGUAUCCGCCGUACGUCUACGAAAAGACGUUCCAGGAGGCGCGCUGGGAUCCACUCUUCAUCAUACACACAUCCGGAUCAACAGGUUUGCCGAAGCCCCUAAUCUGGACACAAGAGACAGGAGCACGUCAACACAACCUCAGUGCCCGCGAGCCCCCCGACGGAGGACCCUCUAUUGACAGUUUCUGCCAUGGGGAGAGGGUCUUAGUGACUCUCCCACCGUUUCAUGGAGCCGGCCUGGCCCAAUACCUUAUGAAUGCCGUUCCCUUCGGUAACAUCGCAAUUGCGCCAGCAGCUGUGGGUAUUGCCACUGCCGAGGGACUUGUCGAUGCUCUGAAGCAAACGCCAGCCAGCAUAGCAGUGCUGGUACCGUCUGUGGUGGCAGAAUUGGCCCAGAACCCCGACCUGCUCGACUACUGCGCGGCACAUCUCAAGAUGAUUCUCUAUAUCGGAGGUGACUUGCCACAAGCUAUUGGAGAUCGUGUUGCCGCCAAGGUCCGGCUGCGUUGCCAAUGGGGGGCUUCAGAGGUGGGCAUCCCACAGCAGCUGAUGCCCCCUGAGCUGGGGCCGAUGGAUUGGCGUUACAUCCGCUUCCAUCCAUCCGUUGGGGCUUUCUUUGAUGAGGUUACCGAUGGCGCCUAUGAGCUCGUGAUACGGCGCGACGAGGCUCGCACGGAUACGCAACCCGCAUUCAGCGUUCGCGGUCAAGACCAGCUCAAGGAAUACCGUACACGCGACCUUUUUGAGCGCCAUCCCACGGUUCCUGACGCAUGGUGUUGGCGUGCCCGCGCAGACGACAUAAUCGUCUUCCUCAAUGGCGAGAAGACCAACCCUGUCUCGAUGGAGCAGCAUGUUGUGGCCAGUAACCCCGAGCUGAGCGGCGCCAUUGUCAUUGGGGCUCAGCGGUUCCAGGCUGCUUUGCUGAUCGAGCCGACAUCGGAAAAGGGUAUACAAGACACGGCUGAGCCAGCCGCCCUAGUAGAGCGGGUGUGGAAAAGUGUCCAAGAAGCUAAUCAGGCAGCUCCGGCACACGCGCGCGUCGAAAAGGCGCUGAUCUUAGUUACUUAUCCCGAUCGCCCCCUGAUUCGUGCUGGUAAGGGAACAAUUCAGAGGUCCGCCAGUCUUGCCCAGUAUACUGCCGAGAUUGACAGGUUAUACGCAAAUGCGGACUUGGCUUUGGAAGAUGAUGUUGCCGCCAGCCUGGUUGACCCGACCGACGUAGAAGAAACCGCGGUUUUCAUCCGAGAUACUGUGCAAUCCAUUACGGGCUGGCAGGGACUAGAUGAGUCGGUUGACUUCUUCGCACACGGCAUGGACUCGUUGCAGGCGCUCCAGCUCACGCGUGUCCUACGACGUGGCCUUCGCCGUAAUGACCUCGCCUUGUCUACGGUGUACAAGAAUUCCACUGUUGCGCAGCUAAACGCGGCGAUCCUCGCCCGACAUGAAGGGGCUGAUGAUGCCGACAUACUGGCGUCCCUAUUGUCGACGUACCGCGGUCUCAUACACCAGAUGGAAAAACCACCGCAGCUCGAUCGGGCCAAAGCAGGCGUCGUCGAUGUCGUCCUGACUGGCUCUACUGGAACACUGGGCACGUACAUGCUGCGCUCGCUGCUCGGUCGGGCGGGUAUUGGACACGUCUACUGCCUGAACCGUGCCGAGGACGGCGGCCGCAGUGCCCAAGCUGGUCGCUUCGCCGCCGCCAACCUACCCUCAGACGGGCUCGCCGACCGCGUCACCUUUCUGCACGCAGACCUGGCACACCCCACACUGGGCCUGGACAAGACGACGUACGAAACCCUGCGCGCCCAAGUCGGAAUCGUCAUCCACAACGCCUGGCCCGUGAACUUCAACCUCGGACUGUCGGCCUUCCGGCCGCAGCUGGUCGGGCUGGUGAACCUGUUCGCCCUCUCUGCCGCCGCCGCCCCACGCGCCAUGCGCAUCGUCUUCAUCUCGUCCGUAGGCGCCGUGGGGGGCCGACCCGCCGCCGCCGGGCCCGCGCCCGACGCCGUGCUCGAGUCGCUCGACACGCCCAGCCCCAAUGGCUACGCGCGGAGCAAGUUCCUCAGCGAGCUAUUCUGCGACACCGCGGCGCGGCACCUCGGGAUCGCCGUCGCCAUUGCGCGCGUAGGGCAGGUUGCCGGGCCGGUCCGGCAGUCCGGCAUGUGGAACCGGGCCGAGUGGCUGCCGAGUCUGGUGGUUAGCUCCAUACACCUCGGGUGUCUGCCAGACAGCCUCGGUCCCCAGUUCUCCGAGGUCGACUGGAUCCCCUCGGACCUGCUGGCCGAUGUCGUGGUCGACCUCGCCAGCCUCUGGGGCAUCAGCCCCGGUGCUCAUGUCUUCAACUUGCGCAACCCGCACACGACGGCGUGGAAUGCUCUGCUUCCCACCAUCCAAAGCACGGUACAGGCUGGGCUUGGUCAGUUGCUAGAAGUGGUGCCUUCGGAUGUCUGGCUGUCGCGACUGCAAGAAAGCAUCGCGGCCACGAACAGAGGUGGUGAAGAUGCCCUGGCCGCGGCUGCUGUUGUCAACCCGGCCAUCAAGCUGUUGGACUUUUACCGCUACGGCCUUUGGGCGCGAGAGGUCGCCUCUCAGCAAAUGACGGUCGAGCAUGCCCUGGUUAGCCAGACGUUGCGCGAUAUGCCGCCCGUGAGCGAUGCGUGGAUGCGGCAGUGGGUUGAAGAGUGGAUAGGGGCUCGGGGUUUGAAGAGCGGAUAG